AUGGCUACCGAGAAGCCGAUUGUCGCGUCCGGCGCAGACGUCGGCGAUGGCGUCAGACGCCGUGCCGUGCCGCAAGGCCAGUCAGUUCCCGUAACGGCCGCCCCUGAGGUCGAUGACAAGAAGAAGCUUGCCAAGAAGGAGAGCUCCUUCCUCGACCAGUGGGAGGUUGUCAUUGCCCCCAUCAUCUUUACGGCCGUUGCCAUCUUCACUCGACUCUGGAGAAUCGGCCUCAGCAACAUCGUUACCUGGGACGAGGCCCAUUUUGGCAAGUUCGGAAGCCACUACAUCAAGCAUGAAUACUACUUCGACGUUCACCCGCCCUUGGGCAAGAUGCUCGUCGGUCUGUCUGGCGUUCUCGCCGGCUACAAUGGAUCCUUCGAGUUCAAGUCUGGCGAGAAGUACCCCGAGGAUGUCGACUACACCUUCAUGAGAGCCUUCAACGCUCUCUUCGGCAUUCUCUGCAUCCCUAUGGCCUACUUUACCGCCCGCGAGCUGAAGCUGCGCCGUCCCGCUGUCUGGCUCGUCACCUUGAUGGUACUCUGCGAAAACUCGUACACCACCAUCAGCCGCUUCAUUCUGCUCGACUCGAUGCUGCUCUUCGGCACCGUUGCGACCGUUCUCUGCUGGGCCAAGUUCCACAACCAGCGCCACGACGCCUUUGAGCCCGAAUGGUUCUUCUGGCUGUUCAUGACCGGUCUCAGCAUUGGCUGCGUGUGCAGUGUCAAGCUUGUCGGUCUCUUCGUUACCGCUCUUGUCGGCCUGUACACCAUCGAGGAUCUCUGGAACAAGUUUGGCGACACAAAGAUGCCCGUCACUACCCUGGGUGCCCACGUCGUCACCCGUGUUGUCGGUCUCAUCAUUGUCCCCUUCCUGGUUUACAUGCUUUCUUUCGCUCUUCACUUCGCCAUCCUGGAUCAAACUGGCCCUGGUGAUGCGCAGAUGAGCUCCCUGUUCCAGGCCAACCUCAAGGGCACCGAAGUCGGCAAGAACAGCCCCUUGGAGAUUGCCUACGGCUCGCGCGCCACCAUCAAGAACAUGGGAUACGGUGGCGGUCUGCUUCACUCUCACGUCCAGACCUAUCCCGAGGGCUCUACCCAACAGCAGGUUACUUGCUACCACCACAAGGAUGCCAACAACGACUGGUUUUUCUACCCCAACCGUAACGAAGAGGACUACAACCCCGAGGCCGAGCCCCGAUUCAUCGCCGACGGUAGCACUAUUCGCCUGAUUCACGCCCAGACCGGACGCAACCUCCACUCGCACGAGAUCGCUGCUCCCAUGACCAAGGCCGACAAGGAGGUCUCUUGCUACGGCAACCUUACUAUUGGCGAUGAUAAGGACCACUGGCAGGUUGAGGUCGUUCGCGAUGUCGCUUCUCGUGACCGCAGCCGCAUCCGCACUCUUACUACCGCUUUCCGCCUGAAGCACCCGGUUCUCGGCUGCUACCUCCGCGCUGGCAACGUCAACCUUCCUCAGUGGGGUUUCAAGCAGAUUGAGGUUACUUGCACCAAGAAGAACAACCCCAAGGACUCCUACACUCAUUGGAACGUUGAGGCCCACACCAACGAUAAGCUGCCUCCUGGCGACCCUGGUUCCUACAAGUCCCCCUUCCUCCACGACUUCAUCCAUCUCAACGUCGCCAUGAUGACCUCCAACAACGCUCUCGUUCCCGACCCCGACAAGCAGGACGACCUGGCAUCUCAUUGGUGGCAGUGGCCUAUCCUCAACGUCGGUCUGCGCAUGUGUGGUUGGGAUGACAACAUUGUCAAGUACUUCCUCCUCGGCAACCCCCUCGUCUACUGGGGCUCCACGGCCGGCCUUGGCAUCUUCGCUCUCGUCGUCGCCUGGUACGUCGUCCGUUGGCAGCGUGGCUACAACGACUUGAACUCGAAGGAGAUUGACCAGAUCCACUACGCGGGAUUGUACCCCGUGGCUGGCUGGUUCCUUCACUACCUUCCCUUCGUUGUCAUGGCUCGUGUUACCUACGUCCACCACUACUACCCUGCCCUCUACUUCGCCAUCCUUACGUUUGGUUUCUUGGCCGACUGGUUCCUCCGCAACAAGAACCAAGUCGUUCAGUACACCAUCUACGGUGUCCUGUACGCGACCAUCAUCGGACUCUACAUCCUCUUCAGCCCCAUUUGCUUUGGCAUGACGGGCUCCAACAAGCAGUACAGCUACCUGAAGUGGUUUGACAGCUGGAGAAUCUCGGACUAA
Colletotrichum spaethianum is the source of this 2217-nucleotide messenger RNA. RefSeq names its product dolichyl-phosphate-mannose--protein mannosyltransferase 2. Bases 1 to 2217 code for a protein of 738 amino acids. Gene Ontology annotation, cellular component: membrane; endoplasmic reticulum. Lineage: Eukaryota; Fungi; Ascomycota; Sordariomycetes; Glomerellales; Glomerellaceae. The record is from RefSeq and is a predicted model, not a curated record. Gene Ontology annotation, biological process: protein O-linked glycosylation via mannose. The transcript is spliced from 3 exons. Gene Ontology annotation, molecular function: dolichyl-phosphate-mannose-protein mannosyltransferase activity.